Messenger RNA from Sorghum bicolor (sorghum), 1805 nucleotides. RefSeq names its product protection of telomeres protein 1b. Gene Ontology annotation, cellular component: nuclear telomere cap complex; chromosome, telomeric region. The coding region runs from base 46 to 1497 and encodes 483 amino acids. Gene Ontology annotation, biological process: telomere capping; regulation of telomere maintenance via telomerase. Gene Ontology annotation, molecular function: telomerase inhibitor activity; G-rich strand telomeric DNA binding. Lineage: Eukaryota; Viridiplantae; Streptophyta; Magnoliopsida; Poales; Poaceae. The transcript has 10 exons. The record is from RefSeq and is a predicted model, not a curated record.
AUAGAGAGCACUCAACUCACUCACAAGAGUAGUAGUACUGUUACUAUGGAGGAUGAGGCAUCAUCAUCAGCGAGGAAGCCCAAGAGGCCGCGCGUGGCCCCGGCGGCGGCGGCGGCGGCCGCGGCCUGGGAGCCUCAUUUCACGUACCUCCCUAUCGCCGACGCCCUCAAGCAGCGUCCCCGCGCCCGGGUCUGCCUCUUCGCCGUCGUCGCUGAGAUCGGCGCCGCCUUCCACAGCUCCGGCACGGAUUUCACUGUUACGCUGAGGAUUGUGGAUGAAUCGCGCAAGGCUGGAAUAUCUGCAACAUUCUUUGCUCAAGAACCUGACCUAUUGCCCUGUGUUAAGUCAAAUGGAGAUGUGAUCAGUCUCCGUGACGUCAUGGUAAAGUGUUAUCUUGAGGAGUUCUUUAUUGCAGUUGACAAAAGGCUUUCUUCGUUCGCGCUGUUUGAAAGCAAAGUAUCUGCUGAGUGCAGCCCAUAUCAGACUUCUAAGAAUUAUCAUGGCAGCAAACAUGACAAAGAACGUUUAACCCAGUUGAGAACCUGGCUUCCUCUAGGUCUGAAAGAUUUCGGUCUGAAAGAUCUCGAAUUGCAGUUGAGGAGUUUAAAGUCUGAUUCUACUUUUGAUCUUGUAUGCAAGGUUUUGCAUGUCCUUAAACAUAAAGACAAAUGGAUAUUUUAUGUUUGGGAUGGAACUGAUACCCCUGCAGCUGAGUUUCAGGCAAUUUCGGAUGCUGAGGCAGUUGCAUCACCCGCUCUACCCAGGGAGCUUUUAUGCACAAUGCCAUGUAUUGGUACUGUUCUGAGGAUUUUUUCAGACAGGCCUGUCAAUAAAGCAUCACACAUGCAACAGGGUACUUAUUGGGCCAGGUUCUGCAACAUUACUUGCAAGCGAGAGUUUGGCAUUUGGAAAGGCGUUUUCUUGAAGCGUAGUAGAGUUCGCCUUUUAUCUCAUGAAGAUGGUAGCGUUGUUGAUCGCCUGAAGAUGUAUGACAGCCGCAACGCCAACAAAGUUCUCCACCAGCCGAUGGGAAGCUUCCCCUCUAAUGUUGCUGUUUUGUCAGAUGAAUAUGAGGAAGAAGGUUACUCAACGUUGAUGGAGUCUUUAACUCAUCCUGAGGUGACUCACAAAGUGAAAACCUUGGUCCGUGUUGUGGCAUUUUAUCCUUGUGAAGCUUAUGAGCUCCAUUUGCUUUUACGUUCGAAUUAUGACUAUUCUAUUCGGUUGACUCUUGAGGAUCCUACAGCGAGAAUUGAUGCGUACGUCCACAAGCAGAAUUUGGUCCAAUUCUUCGGUGAUUCUCUGACAGAAGUGGUGGUCAUGAAAAAGCUGAACAAGCUACUCGGCAUCCCAGAGUCAGAGGACGGUGAUGAAGUUGUCCCAAUGUCCUGGAAUUCACCUUGGAUAUGGUGUGUCAUGUCAUCAUACUAUUGCGAAAAAACCGAUCCCUGGGGCAGUAGAAGGUACCGAAUCGUUGACACAACGAUCAGGGAUUGAGUGUAGUAUUUUGUAUGUGUUGCUAGCCUACUUAUAUAGUAAGUAUUUUGGAGAGGAGGGGGGAGGUGUUGGCAUUAUAGCCUUACGAACAUCUUGUAAGGAUGCAGGGCGACAUGCUAUAGUUGUAGCCUACUACUGCAGUGUUAUUGCCUCAUGUAAUGUUGCAGUGCCGUCGUUCCGUGGCCAUAUGCUUUUGUACAGUCAGUGAAUUAUUCUAUCCAGAACACUGGUGGCACCGUGGCAUUCUGUAUGUGCCAACUGUGAACAUGCACUCUAGAUUAUCUUAAUCUCAAGAACCUCUUAUUUUA